UAUUAUCUUAAACCUUGGUAUGAUUUUAUAGUUUUCAGUCAGUAUCAGAAAGCUCGAAUUACGUUCGUGCAAACUGUGGCAGACCUAGCUUCCAGGCCACAUAACGUCGAAUGUCUGGAACGUGCCGGUGCCCUGGACCUGCUGAAACCACUUUUGUCAGAUGUGAUGCCUUCUGUUCAGCACACCGCUGCAGUUGCCCUGGGCAGACUUGCCAAUCAUGACAGUAAAAUGGCACAGGCAGUAAUACGGAGGAACGUCAUCCCGAAGCUCUUGAAAGGCAUUGAGAAACAAAAUAAGUUUUACAAGAAAGCUGCCCUGUUCGUUCUACGUGCCUUAGCGAAGCACUCGCCAGAAAUGGCAGGAAUUGUUGUACAAAGUGGUGGGUUGGAGGCAACGGUUACUUGCUUGGAAGACUUUGAUCCCGGAGUUAAGGAAGCUGCUGCUUGGGCUCUCGGAUAUAUUGCCAGAGACAACAAGGAUUUAGCUCAAACCAUCGUUAACGUUGGUGCCGUACCUCUUUUGGUUCUUUGCCUACAAGAACCUGAGCUAUACCUGAAACAAAUCAGUGCGUCGGCACUCUGUGAUAUCAGUAAACAUUCAAUCGAACUGGCCCAAACAGUGGUCGAUGCUGGAGCCAUCCCUUUCUUAGUCAAGGCCAUUUCCAAUUCCGACCCGAAGCUGAAGCGGCAAGCCUUCACGGCUCUGGGAAGCAUAGCAAAGCAUUCUAUAGAAUUGGCAGAGAUACUCGUCGAGGCAGAAAUUUUUCCAGAUGUUCUGCUACACAUGGCCCACCCUGAUGAGCUCGUGAAUCGUGCCGCUGCCAUCCUCACUAGAGAGAUUUGCAAACACACUCUUGAACUGGCCCAACUCGUCGUGAACACAGGUGGGAUUGGUGCUCUUCUGAAGCUUAUUCAAGUAUCGAACAGCUCGACGCGUUUACCCGCUAUCAUAGCUCUUGGAUAUAUUGCAGGCCAUUCCGAUCAGUUGGCCACGGCUGUUAUCGGAUCCGAAGGUGUUACACAGUUAGCACUGGUCCUACAAGAUGAGACGGAAGACCAUAUGCGUGCUGUAACAGCCUGGGCUAUCGGACAAAUUGGCAAACAUACUUCGGAGCAUGCCAAAGCGAUUGCUCUUGCCAAUAUCUUCCCAGUCUUGUUAAAGAUGUACAGUGAUCCGAGGAGUUCAGAGGAUCUGAAGGCGAAGUGUAAGGCCACAUUGAAGCAAGUUAUGCAAAAGUGCAUGCACAUUGAAGCUUUAGAGCCUCUGUUGCAGGAUGCACCACCAAAUAUUCUCAAGUAUAUAUUGGGACAGUUUAGUAAGAUCUUGCCAAAUGUCCCAAGAGCGCGUCGCCUCUUUGUGACCACUGGGGGACUAAAGAAAGUUCAAGAACUCGAAGCUGAACCUGGAUCAGCUCUUCACGAGUAUAUUACGAUCAUCAACUGUUGCUUCCCUGAGGAAAUCGUCAGAUAUUAUUCUCCUGGAUAUCCAGAUACUCUUUUGGAUAUCGUGGAGCAAUACCAACCCAAGUGUGCAUCACUUUUGGCAAUAGAUCAUAAAGUGUCUGACCUCAUGGACUCUUGUUCAUCAUUCAGUUAUCCUGAGGAGUAAAAAUAAAGCAAAACGUUGUUCGACCAGUAGAUGUGCUAUUAUGUCUUACGAAACGAAAUCAAAGAAACGUAUAUACUUCCUUGCAUUCGAAAUUCUGUGGUUUAGUUCCACAACUCUUGUUAACCGAAGUUUAACUGGUUUAAACGAGAUUUAAACUUGUGUAAAUCAUUUAAACUCCGGUUAAUUAGGAUUGUGGAACCGGACUUAUUUAUUUCAUACCAGAUUGCAUUGGGGUAAU
This is a messenger RNA of Orussus abietinus, 1846 nucleotides long. RefSeq names its product sperm-associated antigen 6. The transcript is spliced from 9 exons. Gene Ontology annotation, molecular function: microtubule binding. Gene Ontology annotation, cellular component: microtubule cytoskeleton. Lineage: Eukaryota; Metazoa; Arthropoda; Insecta; Hymenoptera; Orussidae. Gene Ontology annotation, biological process: cilium movement. The annotation marks the transcript as partial. The record is from RefSeq and is a predicted model, not a curated record.